Messenger RNA from Cantharellus anzutake, 691 nucleotides. RefSeq lists its product as uncharacterized. Lineage: Eukaryota; Fungi; Basidiomycota; Agaricomycetes; Cantharellales; Hydnaceae. The record is from RefSeq and is a predicted model, not a curated record. The transcript is spliced from 2 exons. The coding region runs from base 446 to 670 and encodes 74 amino acids.
CAUGCUGUCAGGACCGCCUUGGGGGGCAAAUGCGAUAUGGGCAUCCUUAUUUCGGUCUCGUGAGCUUCGAAGUUCGCAACUGCCCGGUGCCAGCCGAAAUGGACAUGUUGACGUGUGAACCUCUACUUUGGUAGAGGCUGAUCCUGCCUACAUGGAACCGGCGUCUGAGGGUAGUAGGAUAUACCAAUAACGAAAGGGAACUCUUGCGAGUCCGAGAAGUUUGGUCCGAGGGAAUGGGUUGGACGCGGUGGGCAAUAGGAUGUAGCUGACCAUACUUAUUCGAGUUGUUGCGUCUAUCCCCGAGUCGCGCGCCACUGCGAUUGGUGACGAGGACUAGGCGCCUCUAUUAUAAGUACUGUUGGGUGAGGGCACAGAUGAAGGAUGCUCUGAUAAACGUUGGCGAGAUGGGACUAGCACCUCACUAGGAGGUGCGUCUGAAUGAGAAAUGGGAGGCGAAUGUUGCCAUGGGUGGGUAUUGUGUGUGGGCACGUUGCGUCCGUCGGGUUGGCGGGUCGAUUCCAAGGAAGGUCCAUCAAGUGGAAUACGGGCGAUGUGGGUAAGCUGCCUGCUUGGGCCUUCUUGGAAGGCGAUCGUGUUCCUGUCUGUUAAAAGCACCCUAGGGAAAGGAGAAAAGAAUCAUGAAUAUACGUUUGGAUUACCUCUGGAUUGAGUAGCUUAACUCUCCAACGUA